Messenger RNA from Mesorhabditis spiculigera, 1350 nucleotides. NCBI's taxonomy places the organism in Eukaryota, Metazoa, Nematoda, Chromadorea, Rhabditida, Rhabditidae. The record is from the annotation of a GenBank genome assembly.
AUGGCGAUAAGUAAGCGACUCACCGGGGCCCGGGAUCCGCGAGGUCGACUGCCGGACGACGGAGUAUUUAUACGACUGGACCCGGUCGCCCCGCGCCAGGCCCCAUUCACCCUGCUGCGUCGCGAAGGGCGGCUUUUCGAAGUGAUGCGCGGCGGAUAUCGAGGCGGUUUCCGCGGCGGGCCACCGGGACCUGGGCCUGUUGGACCGAUGGGACCGAUGGGCCCACCUGGCCCUCACAUGGCCGGCCCACCCGGCCCUCCAGGACCAGGCGCGCCACCCGCAUUUAUGCCUCCACAACCACCUUUCGAUCUCGUCUCGGCUUCCGACUACUUUCACAAGAACAAUGACAACCACGAGGUUGAGCUUACGGCGGAAAUCGUGAAUCGGGCCAGCAAAUUGACGCCAAAUGAGGUGGAGCGUGGCCAUUUGCAGAACUGUCUCACGAGAACGAUGGCCGCCCUUCAAAAGUUCAGAAAUGACAAUCUGGUGCCAGACGUGUUGAUAGAGGAAUACAUGGAAGUCGGCUCGCACAAAAAGGAUACGAUUCUCGCUGGCCACAAGAGUCUCGACAUUGUUGUCGUGAUGAAGUCCAUGCCAAAAAUCGAGUCUGUCCAUCUUCUCGGGCAAAAGGUUGGCGAGUUGUUGCGGGCCGAGAAAGAAAUAAUAUCGGUGCAGUCUCGCGACUUUGGUUGUCUGAUCAGCUUCACAAGCAUCGGCGUCCGGGUCAACCUUCUAAUCGCCACCAUCGCAGCCAAUGCGCCAAAACUCGAGGAGGGAUUGCACAUUCCGGAGCCGCUGAUGCUGAAACACCUAGCAGCGAUCAGACACAUCCGAUGGUGGGAGGAUGCGGCGGCAGGAUCUCCGGUUAAGGAUCUCGUCCGCAUCUUCAAGGACAUGCGCGUCCGAUUCCAAGGCCUCAAGCCGCUCAGCGUCUGGGCCAUCGAAUUUCUGUGCCACUUCUGCAUGGUGCACACGGCAAAUCGACAAACACUACCGAUGGGCCCGACUUUCCUUCGAGUACUACAACUUCUAGCCGCUGGGGUAUUUCUACCCGGUUCGAUCGGGCUGGCGGAUCCGUGUGAUAUCCCCAGCAACUUCCUAUCCAACAUUACGUUUGAGGAAAUGGAUUCUCUCUGCUCGACGGCUCAAACACUGGUGCGCGUCAUUUCCCAUGGAGGACACGCACGUGUGAUGGGUACUUCACCCGAGAAUAUUGAUGUCACCGUCACGCCGACAUAUUACAUGGUUGAUGGAGAACGGGUGGUCGUAACUCCGCUCGACAAGGCCUAUGAUCCAACACUGAUGACAACCCAAAAACCGGCUGGGCAGGAGGCCAAGGCCGCUGCGCAU